UUAAAUGGAUGAUGCUUUGCUGAAACCUGCGAAGGUUAAAUGCUCGGUGAAAAUUGGUUCACCAUGGGUGUGGGAUGACGAAUGGCAGGACUAUGUUGAGAAGACGCCCGAUGUUACCGCUGUUGGAAGUCUCGUGGAAGUGAAGGAUCCAAAAGCGUUGCGAGCCAGGGAGUUCCGAGCAGACAUGGUGCAUGGUCCAGAUGCAACAAAUGAGGACAUCAUUAUGUGUGAUUUGGCGCCAUCUUUGGAAGCCAUCUUAAACGGUACGGACUCAAUCCUACUGGUUGCUGGUGUCACAGGUGGUGGCCAGGCCGACUUGAUGGAUGGAGCCGAGGGACUUGCUGCUGCAGCUGUUUGGCAACUGGCACAAGAACUUCACGAAAGACAGGCGAACCAUCGAACCAAUGGCGCGGUGGGGUACACCUAUCACAUGAGGCUGCAAGCUUUCCAGCUCAGUGGUGAUGCCAUUUUAGAUCUGCUCACUGACUCUCCUGAAGCAGCACGCCUGAUGGAGCGUUCCAUUGGUGUCGUUGCUGAAGGUGUUCGCACUGCAAGCGCCACAUCUGCUGACGAAUUCAUGAAGUAUGUUGAGGGUGCUCAGAGGCGCCGUGAUCCGGCCAACCGCCCACAAAGCAGCACUUUUUACAUCAUCGAGGUGACGCAGGCAGACUACUACGAGGGCUGGGGUCUACAUGGCCGUUUCGUCCUGGUGGAGUCUGCGGUGAUGGACUGUUUGUCCGAGGACAAAGGUCUGGUCGCUGUGCGGGAAGGCUACGAUCGCUACCGUGGAGUUUACCAUCUUCGUAGUUUGGCAAAGUCAUGGAGUGCCUCCCCCGACAGUGAAGUUGGAGUCAAUGGCUCAUCAUUGACGUGGCUGCUGCGUGAAGUCUUCACUGGUGGCAGCGUGGAGGCACAUGUGCUCUUCUGCUUGGGACAAGGGAAGCCUCCAGUGAGUAUUGCCCUCAUGGAGCUGAUGGAGGACUUUGGGAAAGUCCAAACAAAUCCGGUAACGCAGGAUCAUCGUGUUGCUGGCUGGGCCAGAGCAAUGCGAGCUGAACGCAUCUCUCUGAAACAGGCAGCAGACAGAGGAGGCAGUGCUGUCGACAAAGAUACUCGCAGCCUAAUUCUGGAAUUGGAGAAGCGCCUUGCAACAGCCGAAAGGGCCAAAGAAGAGGCACAAAGAGUUGCCGAUGCCCGUUCAGAAAGGGCGCAUACAUUUCAGGACAAGUACGUCAAUGCUCUUGAAAACCAGGAGUCAAUGAACGAGAGACUGAUUGAAACGGAGGAAGAGCAUUUGAAAGCCAUGCAAGCUUUGGUGGAAGCGCAAAUGGAAGCUUCGGAGAUUAAGGAUGAAUGCAGUGAGAUGCAGUACACAGACAACGUGCUCUUAAUGAUGUUAGAGCAAGAAGUUGCAGAGCUGAAGGAAUCAUCAAAUCGCCAGAUGGGAGCUUUGAGUGGAAAGCAGGCAAAGCAUUUACAAGAAGCAGAAACCACAGUGCAGGACCUGCGUGCUCGCAAUGAUGCACUCUCAGAAGCAAAGCUACAAGCAGAAAUUCAGAAGGAAGUCGAACGAGGUGAUCUAGAAAAUCGCAUCUACGAACUGCAGCUGCAAUUGCGCGAGGGCCGACUUGGCGAGUCUGUUCAACAUGUGGAGGAGAAACGCAAGAUAGAAGAGGGCAUGAAAGAGGAGAUGGAGAGGAUGAGGCAAGUACUGGAGGAUGAGCGUAGCCGCGCAAGGCAAGUGAUAGACGAUGGUGAAUACACCGUCCGGCGUCAAGUUCAAAAGGAGAAGGAGCAGAUUCAGAUCGAGCUGGCUGAGGAGAGGCGAAAGAUGGACGAGGAGAAACGGAAAAUGGAAGAGGGCAUGAAGGAAGAGAUGGAGCAAGCGAGGAAAGCCUUGGACGAUGAGCGAAGCCGUGCAAGACAAGUCAUGGACGAUGGCGAAGUCACAGUGCAGCGUCAGAUUGAAGACCAAAGACGUCAGAUUCAACAAGAGAAGGAACAAGUAAGACUUGAGCUGGCAGAGGAGCGGCAGCAGUUAGAGGCAGCCAGAGAACGACAUCAAAACGAGGUCAGCGCAUCUGUGGAAGCGAAAAGGAUUCAAGACCGCUUGCUGGAGGAGGUUCAAUCCUUGAAACAUGCGUCGCCCUUCUCUCCGGGCGCAGCAAGUGCAGCUGCAAAUGCAGACCUGGUUGAGCAGAAUCGGGCUUUGCAGGCUCGGGUUGCAUUCCUGGAGCAAAAGAGUCCACCUGACAAGAGGGCACAGGCACAGCGACUUGCCUUUCUUGAGAAAAGCAUUCGCAAUCUCGAGGCAGAGAGGUCUGAACUCCUGGUUCGUGCAACUGUAGCAGAAGAGCAGCUGAAGCAGUUGCAGAAGCAUUUGAAGGAGAUGACUGAAGACUACCAGAUGCAGAUCUUGAACCUCAAGCUGAAAUCCAAGGGCGGAUGAUAUCGGAGGAUGUAAGUUCUGCAAGGCUGCAUGCCUUGGAAUUCCAGGGAGUCAACAAG
Messenger RNA from Cladocopium goreaui, 2508 nucleotides. The record is from the annotation of a GenBank genome assembly. Lineage: Eukaryota; Dinophyceae; Suessiales; Symbiodiniaceae.